Caenorhabditis angaria is the source of this 871-nucleotide messenger RNA. The record is from the annotation of a GenBank genome assembly. NCBI's taxonomy places the organism in Eukaryota, Metazoa, Nematoda, Chromadorea, Rhabditida, Rhabditidae.
AUGGCAAACCUUCAGAAUAUUUUCAUGUCCGUUGAUAAAGACAGGUAUGAUUCGGAAUUGAAACAAGGAAUACAUCAAUCAAUAAUUAUAUUUUUUAGAUCCGGACAAAUUAGUGCAGAUGAAUUGCAAAGAGCAUUAUCGAAUGGAACAUGGAAUCCUUUCAAUCCAGAAACAUGUCGACUUAUGAUUGGAAUGUUUGAUUCAAAUGGAGAUGGAGCUAUCAAUUUUCAAGAAUUCCAGGUUUGUUGUUUCGUAGAGUUUUGAAUUAGACCAAAAAAGGCAAUUUUAGGCACUCUGGAAAUACAUUAAUGAUUGGACCAAUUGUUUCCGUGGAUUUGAUAGCGACGGUUCUGGAAAUAUUGACAAACAAGAAUUAACCAAUGCUCUAACACAAUUUGGUAAGUUCUUCUUCUUCCCUCAAAAUAUCUAACUUACAUUCUUCUUUUUCCCAAUCCAGGAUAUCGUCUUUCUCCACAAUUCUACAAUAUUUUAAUGCAUAAAUUCGAUAGAUCACAUUCAAAUCGUAUCAAUUUCGACGAUUUCAUUCAAUUGUGUGUUGUUUUGCAAACAUUGACCGCUGCUUUCAGGUUUGUGGAAAGAACUACCUUGGCAACACUUUAUAAAUAAUUUAUUUUUCUCUUUUUCAGAGAUGUGGAUACAGAUCGAGAUGGAAUCAUCACAGUUGGAUACGAACAAUUUUUGACAAUGGUGUUUUCAUUGAAAAUGUGAUUUUUGACCUAGUGUAGGAAACGUUUACUAAACUCAUUUUUGAAACUAACUUUUGUCCCCGUCUCCCCUCACUCGCUGUUUUCAGAAAUAUUAAUUUUCAGUUUUUCAGGUAGCUCGUAGUGUUUUCAAUCGAUUAGGAUAA